UGGAAAAGACACAUCCUAAACAAGAAGGAAUAUAUACCAACCGUUUCCCAAUGAAUAACUUCAUCGACGAUGACCAUAAAUCCAGUAUUCAACAUCGAGCUCUUAUGGCGGAAACAAGUGACAACGCGGGUGCAGUUGGGACCAUUCGAACGUUUGUGUUUUUGGACAUUGAGACUACCGGACUACCUAAGUUCAAUUUCGGAAAGGCAAACAUUACUGAAUUGGCGAUGUGGACAUUGUCUCGGGAAGACUUCCUUCGCUCUGAAGACACGGAAUGCCGAUUGUUGGGCAAAUGGAAAAGCGUUUUCAGGCCAGGAAGGUCGAUCAAUCCGAGAACAAGUGAAUUAACUGGACUAAACAACGAAAUGCUUGAAGAUUAUGAAAAAUUCGAUGUUGCAGCCAAAGCGAUGGUAUCUUACCUGGAGCUACAUCCCAAGCCAAUCUGUCUCAUUGCGCACAACGGAAACGAGCACGAUUUUCCAAUCAUCAAGCAAUAUUUCGAUAAGAUUAACAAAAAAAUACCGGGCUUCCUAUGGUGUUCAGAUUCUUUAAGCAUUUUUAAAGAGCUUAAUUCAAUUGCAGAGGACCGAUUAUUGGUAAACGUUUUGUCAAACGUCGAGGAAUCUGAGAAAUCGUCUUCUCAAAUGGCGAAGCAGAUUUUGGAAACUACCAUUUCAGAGAGCGAAGAAAAUUCAGAUUUUUUAAACAAUUUUAGAGAGCUUGAUUCAAUCAAGGAGGAGGACCAAUUAUUGGUAAACGUUUUGUCAAACUUCGAGGAAUCUGAAAAAUUGUCUCCCCAAAUGGCGGAGCAAAUAUUAAAAGCUGUCAUUUCAAACAGCGAGGAAAAUUCAGAUCCUUUAAACGAUUUUAGAGAACUUGAUUCAAUUAGGGAGGAGGACCAAUUAUUGGUAAACGUUUUGAUAAACGUCGAGGAAUCUGAGAAAUCGUCUUCCCUAAUGGCGGAGCAAAUAUUGAAAACUCCAGUUUCAGACAGCGAAGAAAAUUCAGAUUUUUUAAACAAUUUUAGAGAGCUUGAUUCAAUUAAGGGGGAGGACCAAUUAUUGGUAAACGUUUUGUCAAACGUCGAGGAAUCUGAGAAAUUGUCUGCCCAAAUGGCGGAGCAAAUAUUGGAAUCUGCCGUUUCGAAUAUCGAAGAAAAUUCAGAUUCUUUAAGCAAUUUUAGAGAGCUUGAUUCAAUCAAGGAGGAGGAUCGAUUAUUGGUAAAUGUUUUGUCGAACUUCGUGGAAUCUGAAAAAUUGUCUCCCCAAAUGGCGGAGCAAAUAUUGAAAACUCCCGUUUCAGACAGCGAAGAAAAUUCAGAUUUUUUAAGUAAUUUUAGAGAGCUUGAUUCAAUUAAGGAGGAGCAAUUAUUGGUAAACGUUUUGUCAAAUGUCGAGGAAUCUGAGAAAUUCUCUCCCCAAAUGCCGGAGCAAAUAUUAGGAGCUGUCAUUUCAGACAGCGAAGAAAACUCAGAUUCUUUAAACAAUUUUAGAGAGCUUGAUUCAAUCAAGGAGGAGGACCAAUUAUUGGUAAACGUUUUGUCAAACGUCGAGGAAUCUGAGAAAUUGUCUCCCCAAAUAGCGGAGCAAAUAUUGGAAACUACCGUUUCAAACAGCGAAUUAAAUUUAAUCGAAGACCACUCAAAUAGUGAGGGUCUAAGUGAAUUAAAUGAACUUCUUGAACGCCAGAGAAUAAAUGAAACUACACCAAAACGAAAUUUUAAGGGGGAGAAUGUGAAAAAAUAUAAGUCAUCAUUUGAGGAGAAUACUCAGAACCAAAGCAUUAAAUUAAACAAAGUGUGCAGGGAAUUAUUCCCGACAGAAAACAAAUCAUAUAAAUUGCGAGAUGUAUAUAAAAGGAUCUUCAACUAUUACCCGCCAUACAAACACAUUGCAGAGGCUGACGUCCAUACAUUAUUUGAAGCAGCUCGAAAAUAUGGUAUUGAAUUUGUGAAACUUGCAGAGAAAAAUGCUAUUCCAUUUGCACAAAUCAAAAGGCCGGUUUGGAAAUAGUUUUCAGGAUAGUGGUCGACAAAUUCAAAGAUCAAAAUAGUUAAGGAAUAUUAGCAAACUAAAAAUCUGACAAAAACCAUGUUUUUCCAAGUUGAUUUAAAUUAGCUACUAAACAUUAAAUACAACUAGAUAUAAUAGUGGCACUUAAUGCUAGUAUUAGGUAAAAUCCGGCAUCUGCCGAGACUGUGAUAGCU
Messenger RNA from Hermetia illucens (black soldier fly), 2206 nucleotides. RefSeq lists its product as uncharacterized. The record is from RefSeq and is a predicted model, not a curated record. NCBI's taxonomy places the organism in Eukaryota, Metazoa, Arthropoda, Insecta, Diptera, Stratiomyidae. Gene Ontology annotation, biological process: DNA catabolic process. The transcript has 4 exons. The coding region runs from base 51 to 2012 and encodes 653 amino acids. Gene Ontology annotation, molecular function: 3'-5'-DNA exonuclease activity; nucleic acid binding. Gene Ontology annotation, cellular component: cytoplasm.